AUUUUCGCCGCCAGGGUUGUCAAUGUCACAAGAAAAAAAACGUGUCAACGUUGUAAACAAAAUAAAUAUUAUAAAUGUUAUAAAUCUAUAUCAUAAUUAUAGAAAAGAAUAAUUAAAAUAACUUCCAAAAUGAGUAAAAAGGAAAUUAACAACGAGAUCGUUUCACUGAGGCAUUUAGUUCGAAAAUCACGAGUUCGAGUGAUACACAAUUUAACGAGGGAAAUAAAGAUUUUGCGCGAAAAACGUGGCGAUGAGAAGAAAGUGUCAAAAUUUCAAAGACGAGCCGAGAGACUUCAGAACGAAGUGAUGGCGGCGAAAAAAAUUCGUGACGAUGAGGUGACAAAAUUUGCUAUUAAUAAUGAAAGAACAUUGUAUUCAAUAUUAAAUGAACCAUCGUCUGAUGAGACACUUCGUGUCACUGCGAAAUUUGCCGAUUUUCCCCAAUUAAAGGAACGAGUAAUUGCAUUGAAAGAGAAAUUUCCCGAUUACGAACAAUAUUUGGGAGUUGGCAGGAAAAAAUUAAUGAAACAGGAAAUGAAAGCUGUGAAAAAGGAAUUGAAGAAUAAGGAGAAGGAGAAGAAAAAUGCCGAAGCGCAGAAUGAGGAAAUUGGGAAAAAUAAGAAAAAGAAGAAGAAAAAGGAAGAAAAUUCUGAUGAUGAGGAUAAAAAAUCAGAAGAUGAGGACGAGGAAGAAGAAGAAGAAGAUGAAGAAGAAGAGGAAGUUGAAAAUGAUACAAAAAUUUUAGAAAAAAAUAAAAGUGAUGAAGAAGAAGAGGAAAAUUCCGAAUUGUCGGAAAAAAGUGAUGACGACAGCGACGACGACGAAGAAGAAAAUUCAGAAGAAUCAGAAGAAAGCGAGAGGGAAAAAAUUUAUGACAACGACGAAGAAGAAUCCAAAAAUACAGACGACGAAGAAAUCGAAGACGACGAGAACCCAGAAAAUUCGAAAGCAACGAAAGAGAAAAAAUCCUUAAAAACAAAAAAAUCCUCAAAUUCGAAAAUUAAAAAUUUUAAACCAUCGCAAAAAAAUUUACAAGAUUCCCCAAAAAAUGAAAAAAUCAAAAACGAAAAAACCUCGACAAAAAAAUCCCUCUCCAGACAAAAUAAAAGAAAAUCGUCAAAAUUCGACGACAAUGAUAAUGAUGAGAAAUUAAAAAAGAAAAAAUCCAAAACGGAAAUAAAACAAGAAAGGGAAAUUCAUCCAGUGAGUGACGAGGCGACUGUAAAAAAAUUCUCCCAAUUAUUAACUGAACAAGAAAAUAAAUCGGAGACAACAAAAAAACCAAAAGUCGAUAAAAAAUUCCAACAACUCGGUUUGAAAAAAGAAGAGGACAGUUUUUUUACAACGGCAAAUGGCGAUAGUAAUUAUAUGAGUAUCGUUAUUCCAAAGAAACAAAUUUCCAAUUCAAAUCAAGAACAUUACGAGCACAAUGCUGAUGAUAGAGGAAAUGUAGGGAAAAAAUUUUCACGCAGUAAAAAUGAAAGUUUCUUUUCAAAUCUUGAUAAUAAUAAAUCUCACAAUUCUCAUGGAAAAUCGAAACAAAAAUCACAGGAUAGAAACUAUCAGAAAAAAUCACAGGAUCAAAAUUAUCAAUCAAAAUCAACAGAUGGAAAUAAUCAGAGAAAUUCACAAAAUAAUUUUGAACCAAAUAGAAAACAACGAAGGGAUUUGGAAUUAAGACAGAAUUCUGCGAAAAUUGAGAAAAAAUCUGAAGAACAUUUACAUCCAUCGUGGGUGGCGAAAAAGAAACAGCAGGACGCUUUGAAAAUUGGAUUUCAAGGUAAAAAAAUUGUCUUCGGUGACGAAUAAUAAUAAUAAUAAUAAUAAUUGAGAACAUUUUCUACUGUGUCAUUUUCUUGUUAUUGUUAUAUUUGUUAAUUUUUAUAUUCAAAAAAAUAUUUCUCGAAAAAAGAAAACUGUAAAAUAUUUUCAAAAUAAAUAGAAAUAUUUAAAGAUA
Messenger RNA from Leptopilina heterotoma, 1957 nucleotides. RefSeq lists its product as uncharacterized. The coding region runs from base 130 to 1809 and encodes 559 amino acids. The transcript is spliced from 2 exons. Gene Ontology annotation, cellular component: nucleus; 90S preribosome. The record is from RefSeq and is a predicted model, not a curated record. Gene Ontology annotation, biological process: maturation of SSU-rRNA. Lineage: Eukaryota; Metazoa; Arthropoda; Insecta; Hymenoptera; Figitidae.